AUGACCAAGACUGAUAUCGACGCCAAGGUCCCCUUGCUCGCGGAGCCCCCGUCAUCCCAACGGGCGAGUCUUCCAACUCCACUCUCCCCGCUUACACGGUUGAUCUGGUACCAGCAGUAUCGCCCAGAAGAAGGCGAUGAGACGUACCUGGACUCCAGGCUGGACGGGGACGCCGAGUACCUACAGCGAUGGAUGGAACACCUAGCCGAGUUCCCACCGCGGCCGUUUAUCCACAUCCGGGGCGAGCACAGGGAGACGGAACGGCAAAAGGAUAAGAACGAAACCAAAACGGUUGUGGAUUUCGACGUGAAGCUAGAGCUCACGGCGUUCCUCUACCGCGAUGUUAAGACGCGCAGCGCAUGGCGUACGGUACGGACGGUGGACAAUGCCGAAAACGUGCGGAGAGGCACGUCUCUGCGGAAGAGAGCCAAGGGCUGCAGGCGCGGGUGCAGGGCUCGGAGGAACCGGCGGGAGGCGCCGGGGCCCAUCCACUUGGGCGACGACGAGGAAGUUGGAGACCAGAAGCCCACGCUGAUGGAGUGGUGCCACCGGUACUGCGCGAGCCACGCACCGCUCAAGACAUUUCGGUUGAAGCGCACCGUGCAGGGGCUCGACGAGAGGUGGCUCCGGGGCCGAAUCGACUCGCUGAUCCGUGACACGGGCUACCGCGGAAGGGUCAACGAGCUGCGCCUUACGCGCUGGGUGAGGUGGGUGUUCUACCUGACCCUACUCUUCCUGCUAUCGUGGCCGUACCUCUUCUUCAGCACCAAGAGGUUCGAGGUCUUUGUCGCGGACUGGUACUUUUCGCGGCCUCUUUCCCCGGGUGGAGAGGACGAGAGUGAAACCGGCGCCGGUAGCGGUAGUGGAAGUGGCCGUGCCAGCGGCGGCGGUCACCGUCCCGAGGGGCUGAUGAACAUCUGGGCGCGGGCGAUUCAAAAGGCGGUCAUGUCGCGGCGGCAGGGCGAACUCGAUCAGAGGGAUCUGGGGUGGGAAGAGAUGAAUACGGCGUUUGACAGGGACGGGGACCAGGGCGUGGUUGGGACCGUCGUCGGCGCCAUGGGGUUAGUGCAGAGGCAGUUUGGCUGGGGCGGUGAUACUUGA
Messenger RNA from Parascedosporium putredinis, 1101 nucleotides. The record is from the annotation of a GenBank genome assembly. Lineage: Eukaryota; Fungi; Ascomycota; Sordariomycetes; Microascales; Microascaceae.